Molecule: messenger RNA, 1933 nt
Organism: Cryptomeria japonica (Japanese cedar)
Lineage: Eukaryota; Viridiplantae; Streptophyta; Pinopsida; Cupressales; Cupressaceae
Exons: 6
Coding region: 361-1752 (463 amino acids)
Source: RefSeq, a predicted model, not a curated record
UUGAAAUCGGAUAUCCGAUUUUAUCGGAUAUCCGAUUUUCUGAGACUUUUAUAUUUAGACAGCGACAGUCCCGUGAGUCAUUUUUAACUCACGGGUCGUGCAAAUUUGUCAAAAUCCGAUAUCCGCUCCAUCCGAUAUCCGGUUUUUUGACAAAAAAUUGCUAAAAAAUUGAUUUAGAGGUAAGAAUUUUGUCGUUUUGAAUCAUUUUCAUUCAUUUUUUGUAUUUUUUGUGAAUGUUUAUUUGAUUUUUCAUUGAAAAUAUGGUUUUUUUUCAUGAAAACUAGGUUUUUUUAAAAUCAAAUACCUAAUUGUUUAAAUUUGUUAACUAAAUUUAAUUGUUUACAUUCAAUUAGGUUAAAAAUGGGAGAUAACAAUGAAAACACUGACCAACCACAACUACAACAACCAAACCCUCAUUUGCCAAACCCCCCCUCAAUUCAAGAUUUGAUUGCACAAAAUUUGAAUGAAUUGAGGGGGAUUGCAGAAGUAUAUCGUAGGAUCCCUCGUCUAAACCCAUUGUUUGAUCCUCUCACGUCGAUCGUAAAAAGUAUGGAAACCAUGACUAAGGAGCACGAUGCCACCCUUUUGUGGCGAGAUUCUAUGAAGGAAAAAUAUGCAGAUGGCUUGUUGUAUAAGGAUAUCAAGGAUCUUGAGAUAUCCAAAGCCGAAAUCCCCUCAUUGUUUGUCAAUCCCCAUACUGGUCAGCCUGUAGAUCCCAAAAAAAUAAAACUUUCUAUCAAAUGGUGCACAAAUGAUGGGAUUGUGAAAAACUUUUGGGAUCGUUGGUGGAUGGUUUUCGACAAACCACCCAACAACAAUCUUGAUAUCCCCUUCUAUUUCAUAAAAAAAUUGUAUCCUGAGUUUGUUUUACAGAAACAUGUGAACUACUUUGACAUCCAACCUUUCCAGGGUGUAGGUUUAGGUAUGCCCCAAAAUAGACCUGGGGCAGUUAGAGUAGUCCAAGGCCCAUAUGUCCCCCCUCCUCCUGUUGAUCCCCCACCUGCAGUUCAGCAUCCUGAUAUCAUUUGUGAGGCGGCUUCACGGACCAUAUCGGCUAUUCACUCUUUGAGUAGCCUUUUGGUUUCUCAGGCUGCGUCAGUAGCUCAGCCUACUUUUGAUGGUAGCGGUGCAUCAGGUGGUGCUGACACGUCAUCCUCGACUCCACACAUAUGUGUGCCACAUAGUUGUGUCAUGUGUGGGCACGUAUGCUUGGGUCCAGUUGGACAGCCCGUUGAUCCUGCUGUGGACAGUGCAGAUUACGAGGUGCAUGCGAUGCAUGAUGCACCAGAGGUUAUUACACAGACUGGAGGAUACAUUGGGGAGUCCUCACAUGCUAGAGGCGAGGAGGCACCGUCAUCAUACAUUGAUGAUGUAUUGUUGAUGACCGAGGAUGAGUUGAGACAGAUUCAGGAAGGCACCUUGUCGGCCAUUUCAUUUGGCCUCGAUAGCUUGACGGGCACAAGCAGCACAAGUGUGGUGCAGUGUGAUCUAGGAUCUGGUAGUGCAAUUGGAGACAAGGGAAAGAGAAUCCUUGGCUUCACAUCCUUGAUGACUACACCCGAUAUACCUGAAGAAGAAGAAGAGAUGCCUCGAGUAGAUGUUGUUUAUGAAAAUAUUCAAAACAUACCUCCUCUACCGAAGACAUACAUCAAGAGUCCUGCAAAGCUGAAGAGAAAACGUGGAGAUGAGGAUCCUUCAGAGCCGAGCAGUGUGGCGAAGAGGAUCGAUUUUGAUGAUCCAUCAGCAGCUUAGGAUGUUAUAGAUAGUUUUGGGAUGCUUACAUGUCUAGUUGGCAUGUAUAUUUUGUAUAUGGACAUACAUUCACGUAUUUAGACAUACAUUUUGUUUCAGUUGGUGUUUAUGCCAUAUUUGUGUAUGGACAUACAUUUGUAAUCAUUCGACAUUUUUAUAUAUACAUAAGUUGAUAUUCGAU